CUAUCUCAAGAUAUAGAACAGAUGGGUAACCAAUUGUGGAACACAGCAAUAGAGAAUGGAUGGAAACCAAUUGGAAACAUCAAUGACCAACACAUCCAGGAGCUCGGACGUUGGGCGGUGUUGGAGUUCGGCAAGCACGUGAACUGCGUGCUCAAGUUCAACAAGGUGGUGAGUGGCAGGCAACAACUUGUUUCUGGAAUGAACUACAAACUCAUCAUCGACGCAUCAGACAUUGGCGGGAAAGAUGACAAGUACAAGGCAGAGGUGUACGAGCAGGAGUGGACUCACAAACGCCAGCUCCUCUCAUUCGCCAAGGUGAAAUAGGCGAGUA
Molecule: messenger RNA, 331 nt
Organism: Triticum dicoccoides
Lineage: Eukaryota; Viridiplantae; Streptophyta; Magnoliopsida; Poales; Poaceae
Product: cysteine proteinase inhibitor 8-like
Exons: 1
Coding region: 22-324 (100 amino acids)
Molecular function (GO): cysteine-type endopeptidase inhibitor activity
Source: RefSeq, a predicted model, not a curated record